AUGGCGCCUGAACUUCUAUGUUGGCUUUUUGGGGAGGUGGAUGGGGUGGAUGGUGACACGUUUGACUUUAUUAUUGUUGGAGGUGGUUCUGGAGGUAGCGUAGUGACCAAUCGCUUGUCUGAGGAAAAACAAUGGAACAUUCUACUUCUUGAAGCUGGACCAGACCCACCGUUGGAAUCAUAUGUACCAAACUUUGAUACUGACCUAUAUGGAAGUGAUUUUGAUUGGAAUUAUCUAACCAAAACUGAUAAUAGAACAGGACUAGGAAGACAAGCCAGUAUCACUGAUAUAACCGCUUUCUUUUCUAGAUACCCCAAUGCUUCGUAUCCUGAAUUUCAAAGCCAUUUCUUAUUGAUACCUAAAAACGCAACCUCUGGAUUGAAACGAUUUGGUUCACUUAAAACUAUUCAAAGUGGCCCGGGAACUACGGGUAUUGCCCCGCAAGUAUUCAACGCCGCGAUUAAUUUCUUCGCCGCUACACAAUGUCUUUCACAUGACAACUUUGUAUCUGAUGAAAUUAAAGAUGGUGACACGUUUGACUUUAUUAUUGUUGGAGGUGGUUCUGGAGGUAGCGUAGUUACCAAUCGCUUGUCUGAGGAAAAACAAUGGAAUAUUCUACUUCUUGAAGCUGGACCAGACCCACCAUUAGAAUCAUAUGUACCAAACUUUGAUACUGAACUAUAUGGAAGUGAUUUUGAUUGGAAUUAUCUAACCAAAACUGAUAAUAGAACAGGACUAGGAAGUAAGGAUGGAAGAAUUUCCUGGCCACGAGGAAAAAUGCUUGGUGGGUGUAGCUCUAACAAUGAAAUGGUCUACAUACGCGGACGAGCACCUGAUUACCAACAUUGGGUAGAUGCCGGUAACCCAAGUUGGACACCACAAAAUGUAUUCCAUUAUUUUAAUAAAGCAGAAAAUUUACAGUCCAAAAAAUUACUCGAGAACCCAUAUAUAAGUGGUUUAUAUGGUCAUCAUGGCCCUUUGAUAGUUGAUAACUACAAUAGCACAUACAGGGAAGAUACAGAACGAAUUCUGGAUUCUUGGAAACAUAUCGGAUUUGAUAUAGUUGAGGAUAUAAAUUCUGAAUACACUCUUGGAUUAGGUUCAUGCGGUAUCUAUCCUGUCACGGUAUCGAGUGGAAGAAGACAAAGCACAUAUGAAGCAUAUAUUAAACCUGCAAGGAGAAGAGAAAAUUUGAAAAUUGUGACUAGAGCGUAUGUUACUAAAGUUAUAGUAGAUGACAAUUUAGAAGCUAAAGGGGUUGAGGUUGAUAUUAAAGGCAAAAAAAUUACAGUAUUUGCAAGUAAAGAAGUGAUUGUAAGUUCUGGUGCUAUAAACACACCAAAAUUACUCAUGUUGUCGGGUAUAGGGCCAAAAAUGCAUUUGGAAUCCGUGGGAAUACCAUGCAAGGUGAACUUACCCGUUGGUGAACGUUUACAAGAUCAUUACAUGAUUCCAACAUUAAUCUACGGCGAUGAACCUGAAUCUCGAAGUACAGUAGAUUUACAUUUCGAUGAACUAAAGUAUCUUUAUGAUGGGUCUGGAUAUUUAGGACAAGCCAGUUUCUCUGAUAUAACCGCUUUUUUUUCUAGAUACCCCAAUGCUUCGUAUCCGGAAUUUCAAAGCCAUUUCGUAUUGAUACCUAAAAACUCAACCUCUGGAUUGCAACGAUUUGCUUCACUUAAAACGCCGAUCUUAGCGUCUUUUUUAGAAUUUGGCGCACGUAAAGCACUGUAUGUGUUCGCCUUGCAUUUAUUACAUCCAUUUUCAAAGGGAUCUGUUUAUUUGAAUUCAAGUGAUCCUUAUGAAGAUCCAAUUAUUGAGGCCAACUAUUUGGAUGAUCCACGAGAUAUUAAAGCCACUAUUGACGGCCUAAAAAUACUUACUAGUAUUGUAGACACACCGUAUUUCAGAUCGAUAAACGCAUUUAUUUUCAAAGUAAAUCUACCUGAAUGUGAUCAGUAUGAAUUUAAAAGCAAUGAAUACUGGUGGUGUUAUGCAAAAUAUUUAAUGAUGACCUUAUAUCACCCGGUUGGAACAGCGAAAAUGGGUCCAAGUGCAGAAGAUUCUGUCGUAGACAACUAUCUGAGGGUGCAUGGUGUACGUGGUUUAAGAGUAAUAGAUGCCAGCGUCAUGCCUAAUCUUACGAGUGGCAACACUAAUGGUCCGACCAUCAUGAUCGGUGAAAUGGGCGCGGAUAUGAUAAAAUCGGCCUAUUUUAAAAUUAAAUAA
Messenger RNA from Pieris macdunnoughi, 2229 nucleotides. NCBI's taxonomy places the organism in Eukaryota, Metazoa, Arthropoda, Insecta, Lepidoptera, Pieridae. The record is from the annotation of a GenBank genome assembly.